Molecule: messenger RNA, 2730 nt
Organism: Oryza brachyantha (malo sina)
Lineage: Eukaryota; Viridiplantae; Streptophyta; Magnoliopsida; Poales; Poaceae
Product: acylamino-acid-releasing enzyme 1
Exons: 18
Coding region: 23-2557 (844 amino acids)
Biological process (GO): proteolysis
Molecular function (GO): serine-type endopeptidase activity
Source: RefSeq, a predicted model, not a curated record
AUCCAUCCAAAAUUCCAAACCGAUGGUGGUUUUAGCCACGACGGCUCGCACUCUCACCUGCCCGCGAUUCCACUCCCGCACCUCCACCACCCCCAUCGUCGCCGCCGCCGCCGCGAGUUUGCUCCUCUCGGCGUCCUCGUCCUCGUCCUCGCGUGCUCGUGCACCGGCCAGUGGAUGCUCCCUGUGGCGGCGCAGCGUUAGUAAAAUAUCACACCACCCAACAGCUAUGGCUGCUGCACAAGCCUCAGAAGCAGCCGCUGAGAAAGAUUUGCCUUUGGGGAUGGAUGCCUCCAUGAUGGAUGAAUAUGCUUCCCAGUCCAAGUUGCUGCAAGAAUUUGUUAAAAUUCCCACUAUUGGCAAGGCUUGGAUCUUCAAUUCCAAGACUGAAAACACAUCUAGGGCGAUGGUUUCUGUUGGCCAAGCAGAUCUUUUGGCAAACAAAAGGAAAUACUUCCUUCUAAGUUCACACAUCUCAAAAAAUGCCUCAAGAAAGUCUGUGGAUUUUCAGUGGUCUCCCUUCCCAAUUGAAAUGAGUGGAGUGUCAGCAGUAAUUCCAUCUCCAUCAGGGAAAAAGCUUUUGGUAGUACGGAAUUCUGAGGACGAUUCCCCUACAAAACUAGAAGUUUGGGGCCCCUGUCAGCUAGAGAAUGAGAUUCAUGUUGCACAAUCUGUUCAUGGAUCACUCUAUGUCGAUGAAUGGUUUGAAGGAAUAUCAUGGAAUCAGGAAGAGACUUUAGUAGCUUAUGUCGCCGAGGAGCCUCCUCAACUGAAGCCAGAGUUCAAUGAUGCAGGAUACAAGAAGGCUGGCUCUUCUGAAAAAGACUGCAAGAGCUGGAAGGGAAAAGGAGAUUGGGAAGAGACAUGGGGAGAAACAUAUUCCAAGAAAAGGAUACCUGCAUUGUUCGUGGUCAAUAUUUUAAGUGGUGAAGUGCGAGCUGUGAAGGGCAUACCAAGAACUUUAAGUGUUGGCCAAGUGAUUUGGGCUCCGUCAUCGUCAUAUAGCUUGGUUUUUGUGGCAUGGUCAUCUGAUAAUGGUUUCCAAAAGACACCAAGGAAACUUGGUAUUAAAUACUGCUAUAACAGACCUUGUGCUCUGUAUGCUGUUCCUGAUCCUUUCAUGGAAGAAGCUGAUGAACCAUCAAUUAAUGUUAGUAAAGGUGCAACUGCACCUACAAUCAAGUUAACAUCAAACUUGAGCAGUGGUUUUUUCCCACGAUUCAGUCCAGAUGGGAAGUAUCUUGUGUUUAUCUCAGCAAAGAGUGCUGUAGAUAGUGGAGCACACAAUGCGACAAAUUCAAUGCAUAAGAUUUACUGGCCUGUAGAUGGGAAACUGGAGGGCCUUAGUGUUGCUGAUGUGGUACCUAUUGUGAUGUGCCCUCAGGAUGAUGGUUUUCCUGGUCUGUACUGCUCUGGCAUCCUUAGGAAUCCAUGGCUUCCUGAUGGACAAACUAUGAUUUUAUCUUCUGUUUGGGGAAGUAAGGAAGUGAUACUUUCUGUAAAUGUUGUGAGCUGUGAAGUUGCAAGAGUUAGUCCUCAGGAUUCAGAUUAUUCAUGGAAUGUUCUUGCACUAGACAAGGAUAGUAUCCUUGCAGUUUCAAGCAGCCUUAUUACAGUCCCUCAGAUGUACUACGGGUGUGAGGUUUGUCAAACUGGAAAAUCAAACCAAUGGGAUUGGCAGGAUAUUUCAACUCCUUUUCCAAAUCUUUCUGAUAAGAUCAGUGUACUAUUAGCAGACCAUAAGUUCAGUAUCCUCAAAAUCCCGAUUAGCAACGCUUCUGACAAACUCACUGAUGGAGCUAAGCUGCCAUUUGAGGCCAUUUUCGUGUCCUGGAAGGAUUCUGCAACAAGACCAACAAUUGUUGUUCUUCAUGGUGGGCCACAUUCUGUUUACCCAUCAAGCUAUUCAAAAUCUCUAGCAUUUCUUUAUUCACAGGGAUAUAACCUUCUUGUUGUGAACUAUAGAGGUUCACUAGGAUUCGGUGAAGAAGCAUUGCAAUCUCUUCCUGGCAAUAUUGGUUCUCAGGAUGUGAGUGAUGUAUUGACGGCUUUGAACUUUGUUAUAAAGAAAGGAUUAAUAGAUGCAUCUAGAGUAGCUGUGGCUGGAGGUUCACACGGUGGUUUCCUGACAACUCAUUUGAUUGGCCAGGCUCCAGACACUUUUGUUGCGGCAGUUGCUCGAAACCCAGUAUGUAAUUUAUCAUUGAUGGUCGGCACAACUGACAUACCUGAUUGGUGCUUUGUGGAGAUUUAUGGGAAAGAAGGGAAAAACUACUUCUCAGAGUAUCCUUCAGUUGAUGAUCUUUGUCAAUUCCACCAGAAAUCACCAAUAUCACAUAUAUCAAAGGUGAGCACGCCAACACUCUUUCUCCUCGGAGCGCAAGAUCUCAGAGUUCCUAUUUCUAAUGGCCUACAGUAUGCAAGGGCCUUGAAGGAGAGGGGAGUUGAAACCAAAAUUAUUGUAUUUCCAGAAGAUAUGCAUAGCCUUGACAAGCCGCAGUGUGAUUUUGAAAGCUUCCUCAACAUAGGUGUUUGGUUCAAGAAGCACAUGAGCAAAUAAACAACAUACCGCUGUUACCACACUAUAUCUUGCUUAAUAAAUGCUUGUAAUUUGGGCCAAAGCAAACCAGGAAAACGUGGUUCCAUUGGCAUUCGAAUAAAGUAUAUCUGUUGUAACAUUUCUGUACUGGGAUAAUUCUUGAAAAUGCAAAUACAUUUGGUUAUGAAAUUUUA